Helobdella robusta is the source of this 2983-nucleotide messenger RNA. RefSeq lists its product as hypothetical. Gene Ontology annotation, cellular component: endoplasmic reticulum. The coding region runs from base 144 to 1502 and encodes 452 amino acids. Gene Ontology annotation, biological process: triglyceride biosynthetic process. The record is from RefSeq and is a predicted model, not a curated record. NCBI's taxonomy places the organism in Eukaryota, Metazoa, Annelida, Clitellata, Rhynchobdellida, Glossiphoniidae. Gene Ontology annotation, molecular function: glycerol-3-phosphate O-acyltransferase activity. The transcript is spliced from 17 exons.
CUUAGCCAGCUGUUGAGGUGAUUAGUGUUAACAACUUCAAAUAAAUGAGAGAUGGUAGAUCAAAAAACAAACUGAGUCGCGAUUAAGCUGACACUAAUUUACAAAAACUGCGAAAUAAUCUUUUGAAAAAAUAUUCAUCCAAAAUGUUUUUCACACUUGAAAAUUUAAUUUAUGCCACCCUGUCAAUCAUUUUCGCCCCCGGGUUUCUACUCUACCUUCUUGUUAUCCUUAUGGCCGCGUUUGGAAAAUCAUCUGGCAUCACAAAGCUUUACACUAAAAUUAUGAUACUGAUUUUUGAGUGGGGCAAGCACAGAAUAGAGAUCCACAACAAAGCAUUGGAAAAUAAUAAUAAAAGCAGUAACAAUGAUCAGGGUAACGAUGAUCAGGUAUGUGAUGAUGAGAAUCAGGAUGUAGCCCCGGCCUAUCGACAUCCGAAGAUCGAGUUUAGGAGAUCGAUAGAAGAUUUACAUGGGGCAUUUACGCUGGCCGACAUUAUGUAUUUCUGCAGAAGUGGUAUUAAAGUUAUUGUCGAUGAUGAGGUCACUCAAAGAUUCGAUGCUGCUGAACUCCCUUCGUGGAACUUGCUUACAAGAACCAACAACCAUUACGAAUUCAUUAGCUGGCGACUUUCUAUACUAUGGGGUCUGGGAUGUAUCUUGAGAUUGGGCAUACUGUUUCCGUUUCGGUUGAUACUAGCCCUCAUCUCUCUUACUUGCUUCUUCGUUGGAACUGCUCUGAUUGGCAGGAUUCAAGAUGAAAAGUCGAGGAGGAAAUACUAUUGUUGGCUGUCGUUGGCUAUUUUUAGAAUGAUGUCAAGGUCGUUCUCCUCCGUCAUCACUUAUCAUAACAGAGAGAACAGAGCAAAGGGCGGAGGAAUAUGUGUGGCUAAUCACACGUCACCAAUCGACAUCAUUAUCCUUGGAUGUGAUAACUGCUAUGCUAUGGUCGGCCAGAUUCAGGGCGGUUUAUUUGGGUCAGUUCAGAAUGCAAUGUCCAAAGCUGAACAUCAGGUUUGGUUCCAACGUACAGAGAUGAAGGAUAGGCUGUCUGUCACAAAGAGGUUAAAAGAUCACGUUGAAGAUAAAUCUCUCUUACCGAUACUUAUCUUCCCAGAAGGCACCUGUAUUAACAACACGUCCAUAAUGAUGUUCAAGAAGGGGAGUUUUGAAGUUGGCGGGACCAUCUAUCCUGUGGCUAUUAAAUACGACUCGAGGUUCGCGGACCCGUUCUGGAACAGCAGUAAGGAGACCCUGACCCGCCACCUACUCAACAUCCUCACCUCUUGGGCUCUCGUAGCAGACGUCUGGUACCUGCCACCACAGACGCAACAGCCAGGAGAAACAGCUAUAGAGUUUACGAACAGGGUAAAAUCGCUGAUUGCCAAACAAGGUGGAUUGGUUGAUCUUGAUUGGGAUGGGCAAUUGAAACGCGAGAAACCGAAGCCUGCUCUGAUGAAGAAGAAGCAAGAGGAAUACAGUCGGAGGCUUCUUAAUAUGGAAUGAUUGAUGGAUUGUGGACACACAAACACAUAUGUAUGUGUGUGUGCGUGUGUGUACAUGACUAACGUAUUAAUUUGAAGCACCGUUCAUUAACACGAUUGGAUUGGGUGAAUGUUAACGUUUUGGUUAUGCGACUGAUUGUCGUAAUUAUUAUUAUUAUCAUUGUUAUUAUAAUUAUUAUGAUUUUUUUGACAGAAUUCAUUUCUACAAAUCUUUUUUUUUUCAAGUGUUUUUUUUUCAAAUUUUGUUAAGAAAUGUUUACUUGUAACAAUGUAAUGUAAUGUAGUGUGAUGAUGACAAUAUUAAAAAUGUUUUUUAAUGUGUUAUUAUAUUAUUAUUAUUGUUAUAUUAUUAUUUGUAAUUAUGAUUGUUAUUGUUAUUAUUAUUUAAUUUAUUCAUUUAAUUCUUCAUUUAUAUUGUACAAUCUCUUCAGAAGGAAUUUGUAUCUAAAUGUAGCAAAGUAUUUUAGACAUUAACAUCGUAUCAUUAUUAUCUUAUAAGAUAUAGCUUUGAGAAUUAAUUAAGAGUGGAUUAACGGUAUUAAUAAUAUAUAAUUAUAUUAUUAAUUAAUAAUUGAUAAUAUCUGGGUAAGAAGUGUGCCAUGUUCUUCAAAGUUCCGCACAGACUCGCGCUAGAACCUGGUCACAGCCAUCAACGACAACGACAUUCGCGCACUCUUACCGUCUGAGCUAUCAGGGUAAAUAGGGUUUAAUGAGAAUUUUAUUUUCUGCUACCUUGAUUGUUCGUAGUCAUCUUUCUGGACGUUAAGAUCUAUUUUUGGAAAGAUGUUUUCAUCUAGAAUUUCCUUGGAGAUUUCGCAAAAAAGCAUUUCCUCCCAAACUGAUAUUGGGCAGACUUUUGGCCUGAUCUGAAAAAGUUAUUAUUAUUGUUAAUAUUAUUUGUAUUAUUAUUAUUAUUAUUAUUAUUACUAACAACUAAUCGAUGGAAAUCUGGCGAGAGUAUAGUCUGCUCUUUCAGUUUCUUCCACACGAUGGUCUGUAUGUGAUUAUCAUUAUUACGUUCACAAUUAUUAUAAAAUUACACCAGGCAUGUUUUCAUAAUUGUGUUUCUUUGUCUAAUUUUUUCAAUUUAUCUUAGCUAAAAAACUACGCCAGUUUAUAUUUUAUAGUUUUGUCAGCUCCAAAGUAGAGGUGAGCAUGGGAAUAGGAAUCCCAUGGUUUUACCAAUUCCCAUGGGAAUUCCAAGGCGGGCAUCACGGGGAUUUUCGGAAUGCUGUCAUAAAUGGGAAUUCUGAAAGGAUCGGGAAUGAAAAAAAUGGGAAGGAAUUUGGAACAAAUUUCAAUUCCCGCCCACCUCUACACCAAAGCAAACAUACACCUAUACGUACACACGUGCAUACAUACAUACAUGCACAACAUACAUACAUACACAUAUUAUGUAUAUACAUGCGUGUUUUUGAUUAAUUUCAAUAUAUAUAUAUUGCAGUUUAUCAAUGUGCGAAAAUAAAAUCAUUUUUCUCAAUG